AUGACGAGUUAUGCACCUGCUAUUCGUAGAUACUCUCCAUCCAGUUAUUUGGGUCCUUCUGAAUUUUUCAAUCAAACUGUUCCUGGAAAAAUAUACGAGAUUAUCCUCAGAGCAUUCUCGUCUUCUUUGUCGUCACCAAUUCCAUAUUUUGAGGAUCGCGAAAAUGUGACUCAGUUGAAAGGGUCCGAUGCUCAUUUGGCUAAGAUCAUCGUUCCUAAAUGUCUUGUCAUGUAUAACGUCUCCGCUGUGCAACCGAGUCUUGGCGUUAUAAAUGGUUAG
Eruca vesicaria subsp. sativa (arugula) is the source of this 279-nucleotide messenger RNA. The record is from the annotation of a GenBank genome assembly. NCBI's taxonomy places the organism in Eukaryota, Viridiplantae, Streptophyta, Magnoliopsida, Brassicales, Brassicaceae.